Lactuca saligna is the source of this 909-nucleotide messenger RNA. NCBI's taxonomy places the organism in Eukaryota, Viridiplantae, Streptophyta, Magnoliopsida, Asterales, Asteraceae. The record is from the annotation of a GenBank genome assembly.
AUGCCUAUGUGGAUGGUUGAUGUGUUGAUUAUGCUUACGUUUUCUUUGCUUCCUCCGCUUCUUCUUCCCCACGUUGGGCUAACCCCCUUAUUCUUCAACUGCUCAUCUUCCGUUUUAUUAGUGAUCCAUGGCAGUUCGUCGUCACCCGACGAUCUCAACCAUCGUCGGUUGUCUCCUUCAACAAACAUUCAAUCGGUUAAUCAGUUACCUUUAAAGAGUGAUUUGGUUAGGGAUGGCAACGAGAUGGGUUUGGGACGGGCUUUGGUAAUCCCAUCCCCAUCCCCGAAUAUGAAAGUCGAUCCCAUCACCGACUCGAUUCCCAACGGUUGGGAAUGCGGCUGUACAAAGGAGAAGACAACAUGUUGUUUCAGUAACGAAAGAAAGAACAUAAGCGAGGUUCAGAACCAAGCGAUAAUGUACGGAAGGAGUUAUCAACUCCAUGGAUGUUUCCAUCAAUGGCAACAUGAUGAUUGAUUAGGGCAUGGGUCUUUUAGACCGAAUUCAGAUCAAAGCUUGAGAGGGUUUCCAAGCAGAAUUGUGGCUAUGGUUGAUCAACGAAAAAAAAUGUUGAUAACCCUCAUCAACCGUAAGUAUGAAUGGGAGCUCUUAGACCAAGCGUUAUGGGGACCAUGUAUUGAUUUGAUAUCAUCAACAAUCUCAACAAUGGAUGCUUGUGAUACUAAAGAAAAUGAUGGUCUUCAAAAUGUAUAUAUGAUGUUAGUGAUGCAGAAGCAGAAGAAGACGGAAGUAGGUAAUGAUAAUAUUGAAGAUUAUAUUUGUAACACACCUAUCUCUAUCUCUACUUUACAAGAUGGUGAAGAAUUUCAAACGUCUUUUGAUGAUAUUGAAGCUGAUUCUUUUGAAAAAUCGUGUAUCAGAUUCUCAAUAACACCAAAGAAACGCCAUUAG